Tripterygium wilfordii is the source of this 539-nucleotide messenger RNA. RefSeq lists its product as uncharacterized. The transcript has a single exon. Bases 37 to 327 code for a protein of 96 amino acids. The record is from RefSeq and is a predicted model, not a curated record. Lineage: Eukaryota; Viridiplantae; Streptophyta; Magnoliopsida; Celastrales; Celastraceae.
UCGAUCUCAUCAAAAUUAAGUCUGCAGUUGAGUUAAAUGGGGAAAUCUAGUGUUUUCAAAGCUUUGUGCAUCUUAGCCAUCUUUUUGGCUUCACUACUACAAAUUGGUUCAGCAAGACCACUAGGAGGAGAGGAAUGGUUCAAGAAGGAUGGGCUUCUGCUCCAAUCUCUUCAAAGGGGUCCGGUGACGGGUUCCGGUCCGAAUCCCUGCACUUAUAUUCCCGGUCGUGGUACGGGUACUUGCACCUUGAACGGCAUGAAUGUGGCCGGCCAUGUUGCGGCUCCAGCAAUCAAGGAUCGGACCACGGUUAAGGAAGCAAGUUCGUGAACAACUUAUGUGAAAAGGUGGAGAUAAGUUUAGCCAAGAAAAAUACAAUUGAUUCAACUACUCUUAGUUUCUUUUGUUUUUCUUGUAUUAAAUUGAGUUUAUACUGUAAAGUUUUCUUUCUAUUUUUUUUUCAACCUGGGACAAUUUUCCCAAGUUUGAUUGUCGGUCAAUGUAAAUGUUACUUCAAAAUAAUUGGAGGAUUCAUUCUUUUA